CUUUGGGCCAUUUUCUCACCUGCAAAGGCGGGUCCAAAAACCACAUGGCAGCCAGCUAGUGUAGAUAUGUCCCAUAAACCUCUGACUCUCGUCCACAUUCAACCAAAACUCCCCUUCUGUAAAACCCCUUCGACCUCAAAUCUUCCACUUUCAGGGGCUCUCUUUGAGGGGUUUUCGAAUUGGAAUUUGUUUCCAAAACACUAAAAAGAUUAAAAGAAAAUAAAUUCUAAGAAAAAGGCAACAAAAAACGCAAUGGCUAAUUCAAACCCUCGAAGCGAUUUGCGUUGCCAUCACUGCGCUGGACCUCUUUCCAAAGAGAUGGAAACAAGUGAGUGGACUGUUGCUCCCCUUGUCAGGGAUAGCUUUUCUAUGAUUGGCUCUGCUGUUGGUGGCACUACGAGCGCUUUCUACGGGUUCAACCAUGUGAUGCCAAUGGUCAGGAGGUGGGUAAAGGGACCCAUGUGGGUGCAUUUCCUCAUUGGUGCACCACCUGUGAUAGUGUUCUCUUCUGCUUGUGCAGGGUUGGCCGGCGGUGCUGUUCCAGCUCUUGCGCAACUUGCUUCUACCUCAUACCAUGCUGCAUCGUCGUCUUCUUCGUUACCUCCAUCUUCACAGGAAGAUAAGAUGCAUAAGUCCAGGACUUCCUCCACUUUGUAAUUACACAUAUAGCAUCUAUUAACAUGUAUAUUGCAUUUCAGAGAGGGAGAUAAAGGUUUGCCUGUGAAGAAGCCCAUACGUUGAAACGUUGUAAUGUUUCAAGACACAAGAUUUCCUCUUCUGGGUCAUUUUGUAAUGUAGGUUUAUGUUGAUAUUUAAUCAUUUUCUGCUAUGAAUACCAUGUGUUAUAUAAUAAAAUAGU
This is a messenger RNA of Durio zibethinus, 859 nucleotides long. The record is from RefSeq and is a predicted model, not a curated record. NCBI's taxonomy places the organism in Eukaryota, Viridiplantae, Streptophyta, Magnoliopsida, Malvales, Malvaceae.